AUGACCUGCUUCCGAGCACGCGACGAACCCCCAGCCUACGAGGAAACCGCAGGCUCCAGCUCAACUGCCAUCCCAGGCGACAACAAAACCCAGUUCCAAGAUGAGCCUCAACGAUCACAAUACGGGCUGAUUUCCUUCUCAGGGUACGACCGUGUUCGUCUCAUGCGUUUCCCAGAGUCUAUCGUACCACUUGUAUCGGAGACACUCCAGAAACACUGGCCGAAGGGCAUACAAAAUGUAAAGGCGUACUAUGAGAGUACGGAGUUCAAGUUACGGGGAAAUCCGUUCGAACACGGUAACGACGAUGAGAAGAUUGCCCUUCGUAAUGUUAUGUUAGGGCUUCUUGAUACGUUGGCCAGAGAAGGGUGGGGUGUACAUCCUGCUGCGGGGGGUUUGGGAAGGAUAGGGAAUUAUAAGUCGCUUGGGCAGAAAGAUAGCCUAAUAUUCAAACGCCAAGCCCCCCAGCAACUCUCCUGGAUGUGUAUCUCCUUCGACUCCGAAGACCUCAUGCACCUUAUCAAUGCACCCCACGCAUUGGCCUUAUCCCUGGUUUCAACCUUCGGGGACAGAAUCAAAAAUUGUAACCAGGAUCUUGUGACCGGGACGUUUGAGGUCAGGUUCCAAAGAAAGAUAUGGGCUAAGUCGUCAGACGAAGGAGCGGUGCUAAGUAGAGUGGCCAUAUUGGAUGUGCUUCAGUGUCUGGAGGGUCAGGGGUUUAGGUUGUGUUCAAGCUUGGAUAUCGACUAUGGCAACGGGGGCGAGUUGUAUAAGAGUAGUGGGGAGGCAUGGUUCUGUUGUCGGGACGGGGUUGACGGUGUGGGGGGUUAUAUUUAA
Molecule: messenger RNA, 834 nt
Organism: Aspergillus pseudotamarii
Lineage: Eukaryota; Fungi; Ascomycota; Eurotiomycetes; Eurotiales; Aspergillaceae
Exons: 2
Coding region: 1-834 (277 amino acids)
Source: RefSeq, a predicted model, not a curated record